ACGCCAGCUGAGCACAGACUAGUGUUUACGUCCACAUGACAUAACCUGUAAUAUUAUCUGUUGUUACAGCUAUCUUAAUUUAAUUUGUUAUCUUAUCAGUUGGUUUAUUUUGUUUAAUACGUAUAAACAGUGUUGGAACUAACAUCGAGUUCAGUUUUUAGUGUUCUGAAAAUAUGGUUUUGAAAUUGAAUUUCAAAGGGCUGAUAGCUCCUGUCUUCACUCCAUUCUCAAGACAAACGGGCGAUGUGAACAUCAGCAUCAUCAAACCAUAUGCUCAGUACCUCAUCAAUAGCGGUGUCAAUGGUGUGUUGGUGAAUGGCACAGUAGGAGAGGGGGUCUGCAUGAGCGUCCAGGAAAGGAAGACUGUCCUGGAGGCUUGGCUGGAAGUUCUCAAAGGAACUUCACUCCAUGUCAUGGUUCACAUUGGGGGUCCUUGUCUCAGAGAUGUUCAAGACCUGGCUCGACAUGCAGAAUCUAAAGGUGUGUCAUCACUUCUGUGUAUACCUGACUUGUUCCACCGUCCAAGUAAUGUAGAGGAAGCUAUUACCUUCUUAAGUUUGGUGAGCGAAGCUGCACCCAAGACCCCACUGCUGUAUUAUCACAUACCAGCAAGCACUGGAGUACACUUGGAUAUGGCUGAAUUGCUGAAAGUUGCAGAGAGGAAAGUACCGACAAUGUCAGGAAUAAAAUUUACUCAUAACAACAUGGACGAGGCCUCUCAGUGCCUGGAGGUUAACAGUGAAAAUUUAUCAGUUUUGCUGGGUCAUGACCAGCUGAUAUCCACUGGAUUUUUUGUGGGGUUUGAGUCUCUCAUUGCGACAACCCUCAACAUGUUCGCCCCUCUUAUAAUAGAGAUCCACCAAGGAGUAAAGGAUUCCAAAAUUAAUCUAGUGCGAGCUAAGCAAAAACAGUUGACGACAUACGUGAAUACAAUCAUCAAAUAUGGAAAGUGGGUUCCGGCGAUGAAGGAGGCAAUGUUGAUUGUAACAGGGCUGGACAUGGGAGCGGCACGGCAACCCCAAGGUGUAGUGACACCAGAACAAGUCAAACAGCUGAAAGCUGACCUAAGCUCACUCAAUGUCAAGAAGUAAUCACACUACAACAGUAACUGUCUCUGUAUAAUGACCUUGUUUUGACUAGAAAUUGACCUUGCUGUCUAGAAUAAACACUUGACAAUCACAUCAUCUUUAUGAUUUAUAACUGAGAUUGCACUAUUAUGUAAAGUGCACUUUCUGUAGAUUGUAUCAAACUUGUUUCAAUACUAAAUAUUUUUAUAGUUUUUUAGGAAACUCUAAAGUAUUCCAUAAUGGAUUAUACAUGACUGUAGCACUAGGAAUAACAGGUUGGUCUCACGAGCAAAUUAAAACCUGUGGUGACAAUAAUUUUCCAUAAAAAAUUAAUUUGUAACUUACUAACACCAUACUAAGGAAAGAUUUGGACUAAAGUGAACAAUUUAUUGUUAGAUAUGGAUAAUUUGAAAAUAUAUAACAGAUUACAUACAUUGUCCAUCAUUAUUGAAGAAACAAAUUUCAAGAACUAUUAUAGUACCUUCUUUGGCUGUAAAAACACCAUUAGCAAGGCAGUAACAAGAGGUUAAAUAUAAAAAUAAUUCUAAAAUUCAAAAAAACAUUGUUAACAAAAAUAUAAGAAUUUUAAUGAAUUGUA
Messenger RNA from Homalodisca vitripennis (glassy-winged sharpshooter), 1665 nucleotides. RefSeq names its product N-acetylneuraminate lyase-like. The record is from RefSeq and is a predicted model, not a curated record. The transcript has 8 exons. Gene Ontology annotation, biological process: N-acetylneuraminate catabolic process. Bases 174 to 1091 code for a protein of 305 amino acids. Gene Ontology annotation, molecular function: N-acetylneuraminate lyase activity; 4-hydroxy-tetrahydrodipicolinate synthase activity. Lineage: Eukaryota; Metazoa; Arthropoda; Insecta; Hemiptera; Cicadellidae.